Cynoglossus semilaevis (tongue sole) is the source of this 4766-nucleotide messenger RNA. RefSeq names its product syntrophin, basic 1 (gene sntb1). The transcript has 8 exons. Gene Ontology annotation, cellular component: dystrophin-associated glycoprotein complex; intracellular anatomical structure; synapse. NCBI's taxonomy places the organism in Eukaryota, Metazoa, Chordata, Actinopteri, Pleuronectiformes, Cynoglossidae. The coding region runs from base 204 to 1859 and encodes 551 amino acids. Gene Ontology annotation, molecular function: structural molecule activity; protein binding. The record is from RefSeq and is a predicted model, not a curated record.
UCCACCCAGCAGAUAGAAUCGAAGGCAGGCGGAGCGGAGGUGCUGCUUGUGCCCAAAGGGCUCAGGCUGGUUGCUCGGGACGCGCCUGACAAGUCCCGGACCAAACUUGUGAGGGGGCAAAGUCCAGUGGAGAGGAGUGUGGAAGUUUAACGCGCGACAGGAAACUCGUUCACUUGCGCUUUUAAAGAGGACAUGCUCCAAAGAUGGCGAUGGUAAUAGCCACGGGUGUUUCGGGUUCUUCUGGGGUGCCCAAAAGUGGAUUUGUGGAGGUUUUGGUGCGGGGUCGCUGGCACAAAGUUUUGGUCAACUUGAACGAGGAAGCGCUGACGUUAAGCUGCGAGGAGAGCGGCGUCGGCGUGAACGUGAACAACAAUGUCAACUCCAACGGCGUCUCCAACGGGUCCUACUUGGACAACAGUAACGCCAACUCCAACAACGGACCCCCACACGUGCGCACCGCGCUCACGGACCUACCGGAGAGGGUUCCUGAGGCGAUCGCCAACAGAAAGCGGUGCGUCAAGGUGACCAAGCAGGAGGUCGGGGGUCUGGGUAUAAGCAUCAAAGGAGGGAAGGAGAAUAAAAUGCCCAUUCUCAUAAGUAAGAUAUUCAAAGGACUGGCGGCGGACCAGACCCAGGCGCUUUACGUAGGUGACGCCAUCCUGUCUGUGAAUGGCAUGAACCUGCGGGACGCGACCCACGAUGAGGCCGUGCAGGCGCUGAAACGGGCCGGAAAAGAGGUGACAUUGGAAGUCAAAUACAUGCGAGACGCCACGCCGUAUGUGAAAAAAGGCUCCCCCGUGUCAGAGAUCGGCUGGGAAACUCCUCCACCCGACUCCCCCCGCAUCAGCAGCCCCUCCAUCACCACCUCCUCGUCCUCCUCCGACCCUCCCAGCCCGUCUGCUAUUCCCUCCCUCUCAGUCCAGGGUGACCGCAGGUGCAUACCGCUGAAAAUGUGCUGUGUCACACGAGCAAUGACCACACCUGACCCCGAGAACAGACAACUGGAGCUCCACUCCCCUGACACGAGACACACGGUGGUGCUGCGAUGCCCAGACCAGUCGUCUGCCCUGUCCUGGUUCUCAGCCAUUCACUCUGUCACAUCCACACUGGCACAGCGGGCGCUGGCAGAGGUCAUUCAGAACACAGCAGGAACUGGGGUCAGCGGCAAAGAGAUACGUCACCUGGGCUGGCUGGCAGCAAAGACAGAGAGUGAGAAACAGAGCUGGAGACCAGUGCUGGUGGUACUGACAGAGAAAGACCUGCUGCUGUAUGACAGGCUACCACGGAGCAAAGAGGACUGGCAGAAUCCAGCACACAAUUAUCCACUUUUAGCAACACGCCUAAUCCACUCCAGUCCAGACCGUGGUUCUCCUCACUCUGGGACUGAACUGUUCUUUGCCACCCGCACCGGUACAAGACUAGGCAUCGAAACUCACCUGUUUCGUGCCGAGACGACCAAAGACUUGUCAGUGUGGACCAGACACAUAGUCAAUGGAUGUCAUGCCUCAGCCGAGAUGAUCAAAGAAGUCAGUACAACUUGUCGGUACCAGGGCCAGGAGUGUCGGCUGGUGAUUCACUAUGAGCAGGGAUUUUCUGUGUUGACCGACCCCAGUCUGGCCGACAGAGAAAAUGAAGAGGAGAGAAUAACUCACAUUCCUGUGAGGCAGAAGAUUCUGCUCUGUUACCCCUAUGAAAAACUAAAGAUGUCGUCAGACGACGGAGUUCGUAUGCUGCACCUGGACUUCGGAGGAAGGGAGGGAGAGAUUCAACUAGACCUCCACUCAUGUCCAAAGCCCAUCGUCUUUAUCCUCCCCUCUUUCCUGUCAGCCAAGAUCGCCCGCCUGGGUCUGGUGGCCUGAAAGCCUCUCUAAAGGGAAAUUUCAACACCUUUCAAAACCGAAAUCUACCUUGUUGCUCCACAUGUUUGCACCCCACGUGCACCACAACAACUCCAUCAGCAGUUGAGCCGAGCCGAGUGAAUGUAACUUCAGUCUGAAGAUCAUCUUGGGACUUGGACUUUAGAUUAAAGACUGGCAAUCGCUGAUCGAUUUAAUUUGGAGUGAGAUGGACAGUUUCUUUCUUUCUUUCUUGGGAAUUUCUCAUUUCAGGUCCUGCCAAGACUUAAGUGUUGACUGAAGGGGCAGAUUAGAAAGUAAGUGAUGCAGAGGGAUACACAAAUACAGCAAACCGGGCUCUGGUGUCACACACAGGCUGUAGAGGAAGGUUUAAACAUGCGCAGCAGGGUCUGAGGUGGGUUUGAUGAAAUGACAAACACACUCAAGACAACGGUCAAAUAAUUCAUACAUCUUUAGCUUUGGGAAUUUCAUCAAUCAGAAUUUUUCUUUUACAAAAAAUUGGCCACACAAAUGAGAAAAAACAUCCUAAAUCCUAACACCCCCCCCCCCCCCCCCCCCCCCCCCCCAACAAUGCCGUGCCUGUUUCCAUCACUGACUUGUGAGUAGGGUCGAUCACAACAUGACGGUUCAUUAAGAUUAAUGUUAUUUCUUUGAAUAGAUUAGAUUCAGGAACAAUCAGUGACACAGCAGUGUUUGUCUGAUUCCACAGUAAUGGAAACUCUAAUGACUCAAACACUGAUGCUGAUCUCAGAUCAGUGAUUAGGUUUGAUCUUUGCUCCAAAAUGAAUUCUUCUUCUUCACACAUUUUUUUUACACUAGCUGCAGCAAAUGGAGUGUAAUUUUCAACAUAAACCAAGGAUUAGAAACCACCCUGGUCUAUGGUGGUCUCAUUGUCAAACAAACAACAACAACAGCUUAGCAUCAUGCCAUAGAGUAGCUGCAGCACAGCUGUGUUCUAAAGCAGAAACAAUACUACACUUAUGUAGUUCUGCAAAUGUAAUACUACUCUGAAACAAAAACGCGGCGAGUUCACCAAAGAAAUACAGACGAGUACAUUGUCACAAUGACCUCUUGUGUUGACACUUAAACAUAUCACUGUUCGUCAGUUACUGCAGAGGAACAAACAGCUGAGAAUUCACAUUUGUGGCUCUGAUGUCUCUGCUGAACACACAGGACUGACUCAGCCACUCUGGAAUGUGUGUUGUGUACUUUGAUAUUCAAGGUAGUUGCAGUAUAAAUAUUGGAUUAGGGAUUAGGGAUUAGCCAAACCUGUGACUGUCACUUAAAAUCCAAAGAGGAAAAAAAAAUGUUUAGGAGUUUAAAUUCCAGCAGAGUUCGCUCCAAGUGAAGCUUAAUUUUCAGUCCAAUUAGGUGAGAAGUCAAACGAGCUGAACACCACUCUGAGGCAAACAAUUGCGAGGUAUUUCUCCUUUGUUUGGAAUAAUGAAGUAGCUCAGCAAGAAUCAAAUGGGCACGAAGUUUCUGUAAACAGUUUUAUAUAAGUUGUUUAAACCGGUUUUAAUAUAAACAGAACUGACUUCUGGUUCACAUCUGAAUUUGGAGGAGAGGUGUUUUGUGCGUCUAUCAAGAAUCACAAGACUGACAGACUGACCGCAGGCGUCACUGAGGCGUCGAGUGUCCAAUCAAACUGAACAAGAAAACUAUAACGUCACAAACUUAAUAUAAUAAAUAUGAUUAGUAUUUUCAAAAAAAUCCAGCUCUUCUUUUCUUUCUAAUUUUUGUGUACCAUUAUCACCAAAGAAAAAGAUGGCUAUCAUGAAUAAAGACUGAGGAUAGUGGGUUUUACUCUCACUUUCACUUUCAACAAUGUGGACAGUUUUACAGAUGCUGGUUUAGGGUAUACUAUAUAAAAAUGUAUUCAUAUUGAAAUAUAAAUAUAUUAUUACAUAUUUUAGCUGUACAUUUUACAACAAGGAUCACUGUUUGAUGCCAAAUCCAUUCGCUGCUAAUUAGCAUUAAGACCCUGCUAUUGAUUUGUUUUCCUUCCUAAUCUCAGCAAGAGAGUGAAUCUAAUAAAUCUUUAUUUUAUUUUGACAAUUGAUCUUGAAGACUGAAACUUAAUCAAACGUUGUCACAUUAGCUUUUAUGAUAAUGGCCGUGUAGCCAUUAAAGCAGUCUGGCAGCAGUCAUUAUUGUUUUGAAUGUGACGCAGCAGAGCAGACCGUUACUGCUCUGUGUCUGUCUUUACUUGUGCCUUCAGAUGACUGAGAAGAAAAUUAACAUUUUAUUUUUAAAUAAAAUAAUAAUUAUAUCGAAAGUGUGCAGCAACGGUGUGACGUCUAUGUCAGUUGUUUUGAUUUGAACUACCUUGUUUUAGCCUGUCUUUAUUUCAUACAUUGUAAAUUUAACACACUGUAGAAGAAAACAUCUAUUUUGUUGAUUCUCACUGAACUUACAGCAGGCAUGGGCAAACUACGACCCGGGGGCCAGAUGUGGCCUAUUUGGCUUUUUAAUCCGGCCCACCAAACUUGUCCAUAUUAAGUUAUUAAUUUCUAUUUUUUAUUUAUAUUUCUGCCUUUCCCCUGCAUUGCCCGUAUUUCCCCAAUAGAUGGCAUAGAAAUGGCUAAAAGCAUUUUAGCAUUUACUGACUGACUUUUUCAUGUCAUUUGUUCUAGUUCAUACGAAUUUUUCAUCUAUCUGCUCCUGACCCGGUCCCCCAUCAAAUUUUAGGACCCGUGGUGGUCCGCGAGUCAAUAUGUUUCCCCACGUCUGACUUACAGUAAAGGCAUUGGAACACACUGAGAACUGAGCACUUAUCUAUGACCUCGAGUGGAGAGAAGCACUUUGAUGUGAACUCUGAUGCCCCGCGCGGUUACUGUUCUGUCAUUCGGAAUGAUACAAUGUAGUUUUAACUCAGAUUGUGCACAUAAAUCCUGUAUUUAUCAGUGA